AUGCUGGAGUGCCAGGGAGGCAAUACGUUCGCAACAGGACUGGGACUCAUAGCUUGCAAAACUGAGAUUGAUCUCGAACACAUCGCGCUGGACCUUGGCUGGCUCGCCGAAGACAAAGAAGGGUCCGUGGAAAUCUAUCUUGGAGACCUUUUGGCUGCAGGUAGACACAUCAAGAGUCUGCACCUCAAGUGGGAUCUGGCCACUAUCUUCAAAGCCUGCCCGAACCUGCGGCAGUUUGGCUAUCAGUUUGGGGACGAAGCAUACACCAAUAAGGAUAUCGAUGAAAGUAUCGAAGACUUCGUGGAGGCUGCCAAGCACCUAAAAGAGCUGCAAAUGGUUCACAUUCGCCUUUCACCUUACUGCACAGUCGGCUUCGCGUCUGAUGAAGGCCAACCCGAGCCCAACCUCAUCUUAACGCAGAUCCAGGGGGCCGCGAACAAGAUUUUCCGUGGACUGCAUCGUAGCUGCCUCAAGCUCGAUGCUAUCGUGUUUGGGCAUCUGGUAGAUUUCUCGACACGACAAGACGAUGGCGAUUGGGGUCCGCUGCCACAGUUCUGCUUCAUCAAGGCUGAGCAGAAGGAUCGACUUGGUCGUGAGACGGCUGUCGGCGUUCCGGUGUCGCGCGCGUUGCUGCGGAAGACACAGCCGUAUACGGAUAUACUGGACAUGGAUCCUGGUUCGGAUGGGUGGGAUCGCUGGGCGUGGCAGGCCACGUCCUAG
Parastagonospora nodorum SN15 is the source of this 720-nucleotide messenger RNA. RefSeq lists its product as hypothetical. The record is from RefSeq and is a predicted model, not a curated record. Bases 1 to 720 code for a protein of 239 amino acids. NCBI's taxonomy places the organism in Eukaryota, Fungi, Ascomycota, Dothideomycetes, Pleosporales, Phaeosphaeriaceae. The transcript has 3 exons.